GUAAGGAGCGUGAAUACUAUUUGAUUCACACACCUGUGAUCUUUAUCCUUUUAUUGUAAUUGAUUUUCAGUUUCUCCUUUGAAAUUCAAAAGCAUUCUAUUAGCUUCAUCUUGAAAAGAAACCUAAUAAUUUUUUCCACCGGUGCAGUGUUUUUUCAUAAGACAAAAAGAGGGAAAUUGAAUGGAUUGCUCAUCAAAUUUCCAUUAAUAUUCUUUCUCAGUUCCUCGAAUUUCUCUAAUUCAUGGCAUUACUUCGUCAAAAACUGUCACCUAUUGUUCUCUCAUCAUCCAAAAUUUCUCUCUGCUUAUCCAUACGAAAACUCAUCUCAACUCCAGUUGCAGAUGAUCUUAUCAACGAUGAUGCAACUGUUAAUUCCAUAUGCGAGUCCUUCACAAGACGCCAAAGCUGGGACGCUCUUUCUCGAAAAUUCCAGUUUCUCGAAUUAAACGACCUCUUGGUUCAAAAAGUCCUGCUCAAAUUCCAGCAACCCGUUGAUGCCAAACUGGCUCUGGGGUUCUUCCACUGGUCGGCCAAGAGGAAAAAUUUCAAUCAUGGGUCUCAAUCCUACGGUAUUAUGAUUCAUAUUUUAGUGAAAGCGCGGCUGGUACUCGAUGCUCGAGCUUUGCUCCAGUCCAUAUUGAAGAAAAAUGAGGGGAACUCUUUUGAUUACUCUGUUGUAGACUCGCUAUUGGAUUCCUAUAAGGUGACUGGUUCAUCUCCAUUUGUGUUUGAUUUAUUGGUUCAGACUUGUGCUAAAUUGAGAUUGAUUGAUUUUGCUUUGUGUUUUUGUUCCCAUUUGGAGGAACGUGGGUUCUCAUUGAGUUUGAUAAGUUUCAACACUUUGAUUCAUGUUUUGGAAAAAUCUGAUGAGAAUCGUAAGGUUUGGAAAAUUUAUGAGCAAAUGAUCGGGAAAAGAGUUUACCCAAAUGCAAUUACAGUUAGAAUCAUGAUUAAUUCGUUAUGUAAGGAAGGUAAAUUGCAAGAAACUUCUGAUAUGUUGAAUAGAAUCCACGGCAGUCGUUGCUCUGCUUCUUUGAUUGUCAAUGCUUGUUUGAUUUACAGGAUUUUGGAGGAGGGAAGAGUUGAAGAUGGUGUAAUGUUGUUGAAGAGAAUGUUGCAGAAAAAUAUGGUUCUUGAUGACAUUGCUUAUUCACUGAUUGUUUAUGCUAAAGUCAAAACUGGGAGCAUAACAUCCACAUGGGAAGUGUUUGAGGAAAUGUCUAAAAGAGGGUUUCAGGCGAAUUCUUUCAUUUAUACCUUGCUCAUUGGUGUCCACUGUAGAGGGGGAGAGGUUGAGGAAGCACAUUGCUUAAUGCAAGAGAUGGAAAACAUGGGUUUGAAGCCAUAUUCUGAGACCUUUAAUCUUCUCAUUGAAGGGUGUGCUAUAUCAGGACAUUCAGAAGAAAUUUUGAGAAUGUGUGAGAAAAUGUUAGAAAGAGGGUUUCUUCCUAGUUGUUCAGUUUUCAAUGUGGCAAUAGCUAAGAUUUGUGAGGAAGGAGAUGUGAAAAAGGCUAAUGAAUUGUUAACCAUUUUAUUAGAUAAAGGAUUUUUACCUGAUGAAACCACUUACACCAAUCUAAUCAUAGGAUAUCGGAAAAGUGGUGAAAUUCUGGAGAUUCUUAAGCUUUAUUAUGAAAUGGAAGCUAGAUUGCUAUCUCCUGGGAUUUCAGUUUUCUUUGCACUCAUUGGGAGCCUUUGUCAAUCUGGGAGAUUGGAGGAAGCAGAGAAAUAUUUGAAGAUUGUGAAAGAUAGUUCUCUAACACCUAGUCUCUCUAUAUACCAGGCAUUAAUCUUGUUCUACUUGAAGAAGGGUAAUAGAGCAAAAGCUCUAGAACUGUAUAAUGAGAUGAUGUUUGAUGGAUAGAAGAUUAUCUGUUCUAAGCAUGUGCAGGUUUCAACGAACUGACACGUUCAUGUACCUCUCUUCUCUCGCAGAGUAAUUUACGUUCAAAGAAGCUACUCAAUUGAAAGGAUUCAAUUGAGGAGGUUGACCUUCGGUUAGAAUGGUGCAUUUGGUGGAUUGAUUGUUCCAUCAAUAUACUUGAACAACCGGCAAGCCUUAAGAAUCAGAGAAAUCUGGAAGUACUAAAGAACAUAAUUAGACAAAUCAAGAUGAACAGAUAGAUAUGAGAUUGCAAAUAUUCAUGAGAUGAAAUUGCAUUGAGGAGUUCUAAAAAUUCUGUUGAUCCGCCAUUACUAGCACAAAAUUCAGUGCAAAAGAGGAAGUUUUAUACUCGUCAUAACAAAAAAUACAAAAUAUUUUCCUUAAGAUGACCUGACGAUGUGAUGGUGCACUUUGUGAGUUGAAGGAACUAUUCUUGAAAAUUGGGUCAAUUGGCCAAAAUUGGGUGAAAGGAUAUUGAAUCUAAGGGAGCAGCCGAAAAAUAGGCAGCACAGAGACUCGUAUUGGGACCCCACAAAAGAGUGUCACAUGGUAGCACAAUGGUGUUAUUUUACUGAUCCAGGGUGCUAAGUAUCACUAUGUCAUUUGCAAUUAUAGCAAUUAGGGUUAAAAGUAUUAGUAAAUAUAAUAUAAGACAAAAAAAAAAAAAAAAAAAAAUUACAAUCCAGCUUCUGACCUCAAUCAAUAGUAAUUUGGGGUGUUGAGUUGAAAUAUAAUAUUUGCCGUUCAUAUAUUUGGGGAGUUCAUAUCUCUUUGUGUAGAAUUAAUUUGGUUUGAAUCCAUAUGUCUAUGAUUGGGGUAUUGCGUUGAGUUUGUAUAUCAAGACUAUCUGAUGCUAUUUUGUUAACUUUUCA
Messenger RNA from Cucumis melo (muskmelon), 2757 nucleotides. Its product is annotated as pentatricopeptide repeat-containing protein At1g66345, mitochondrial. The record is from RefSeq and is a predicted model, not a curated record. The transcript is spliced from 3 exons. Lineage: Eukaryota; Viridiplantae; Streptophyta; Magnoliopsida; Cucurbitales; Cucurbitaceae. The coding region runs from base 242 to 1864 and encodes 540 amino acids. Gene Ontology annotation, molecular function: protein binding.